Messenger RNA from Pedinophyceae sp. YPF-701, 528 nucleotides. Lineage: Eukaryota; Viridiplantae; Chlorophyta; Pedinophyceae. The record is from the annotation of a GenBank genome assembly.
AUGCCAACGGACCAGCCGGUCAUUCCCGUGACGACCAACCCCUGGGGCAUGGAGUGGUCCGCCCACCGCCUCCCCAAGCGCCACCGCGACGAGGUCCAGGCCGUGUUCCCUGACAGGGACGUCACAGACGUGCUCGUGGUCCCGACCUGCCAGCACGCGGUCGUCGACCUCGUGGAGUUCGGGCCCGAGGCCGACGGCGAGAAGGACCGCCUCCUCGAGCGCUUCGCGCGCUGGGCGGCCGGCGUGUGCGCAAAGCUGCGCGCCGCCGGUCACUGGGCCGACUACAUCGACCCGUGCUCGGGCUACCCGAUGAUCGACCAGACGAACGCCGCGGUGUACCCUGAAGUUCAGGGCCUGUCGAGCCUCCUCGGGUACAGCGUGUCCAACGCCGGGUGCUGCAAGAUUGCGCUGCACCCAAAGUGGGGCUCCGCCGUGUACCCGGCGUCGAUGUUCACGGACGCGGACGCGGGCGAGCUGCGCCAGGCGAUCGCGCAGACGGAGGCGGAGCUGCAGGGCGAGAUGACGUAG